AUGGCUCAGGCUGCAGGGCUCCGCGGCGCGGCCCUGCGCACCCUGCUGCUCUUGCUGCUGUUCUUGCUGUUGCCGCAACCGCUGCAGACCCGCGCCCCGAGGCCAUCGAAUACUUACCGCCACCACCUUAUGAGGAGGGGGCCACCGACCCGGCUGGCGUCACUGCUCAGUAGCCUGGUGCCUGCCCCUACUACCCAGGAGUCCCCCAAGCCUGCUGGUGGCCCCAAGCUGCCCCGCUGCGGAGUGCCUGACCUGCCGGAUGAACUGAGUGCCCGAAACCGGCAAAAGCGGUUUGUGUUGUCAGGCGGACGCUGGGAGAAGACAGACCUCACAUACAGGAUCCUCCGCUUCCCAUGGCAGUUGGUUCGGGAACAGGUGCGGCAGACAGUGGCAGAAGCCUUGCAGGUGUGGAGCCAGGUGACGCCACUCACCUUCACUGAGGUGUUCGAGGGCCAUGCCGAUAUCAUGAUUGACUUCACCAGGUACUGGCAUGGAGAUAACCUGCCAUUUGAUGGGCCUGGGGGCAUCCUGGCCCAUGCCUUCUUCCCCAAGACCCACCGAGAAGGGGAUGUCCACUUCGAUUAUGAUGAGACCUGGACAAUUGGGGACAACCAGGGCACAGACCUUCUGCAGGUGGCUGCUCAUGAAUUUGGCCACGUGCUGGGACUGCAGCACACAACAGCAGCCAAAGCCCUCAUGUCCCCUUUCUAUACCUUUCGCUACCCACUGAGCCUCAGCCCUGAUGACCAAAGGGGCAUCCAGCACCUGUAUGGCCGGCCUUGGUCAGCUCCCACACCCAGUGCCCCAACCCCAGGCCCUCAAGCUGGUGUGGACACCAAUGAAAUUGCUCCCCCAUUGGAGCCGGAAGCUCCACCAGAUGCCUGUGAGGUCUCCUUCGACGCAGUUUCCACCAUCCGUGGUGAGCUCUUCUUCUUCAAAGGUGCCUUCGUGUGGCGGUUACGUGGAGGUCAGCUGCAGCCUGGCUACCCUGCGCUGGCCUCACGCCACUGGCAGGGGCUGCCCAGCCCCGUGGAUGCCGCCUUCGAGGAUGCCCAAGGCCGCAUCUGGUUCUUCCAAGGUGCUCAGUACUGGAUGUAUGAUGGUGAGAAGCCAGUCCUAGGCCCUGCACCUCUUUCAGAGCUGGGCCUGGUGGGCUCCCCGGUCCAUGCUGCCUUAGUCUGGGGCCUUGAGAAGAAUAAGAUCUACUUCUUUCGAGGCGGGGAUUACUGGCGUUUCCACCCCAGCACCAGCCGAGUGGAUAGCCCUGUGCCUCGCAGGGCCACUGACUGGCGAGGCGUGCCUUCAGAGAUCGACGCAGCCUUCCAGGAUGCUGAUGGUUACGCCUACUUCCUCCGAGGCCGCCUCUACUGGAAGUUUGACCCUGUGAAGGUGAAGACUCUGGAGGGCUUCCCCCGCCUCGUGGGUCCUGACUUCUUUGGCUGUGCCGAGCCUGCCAACACUUUCCACUGA
Chrysochloris asiatica (Cape golden mole) is the source of this 1470-nucleotide messenger RNA. It is a transcript of the gene MMP11, whose product is annotated as matrix metallopeptidase 11 (stromelysin 3). NCBI's taxonomy places the organism in Eukaryota, Metazoa, Chordata, Mammalia, Afrosoricida, Chrysochloridae. Gene Ontology annotation, cellular component: extracellular matrix. Gene Ontology annotation, biological process: proteolysis; collagen catabolic process; extracellular matrix organization. The record is from RefSeq and is a predicted model, not a curated record. The coding region runs from base 1 to 1470 and encodes 489 amino acids. The transcript is spliced from 8 exons. Gene Ontology annotation, molecular function: zinc ion binding; metalloendopeptidase activity.